AUGGUUUUCCUUAACAUUGUUUACAAAAUAACAACAGGGUAUUUUUCAGAGAACACCAUAGUUUUAGCUCAAGGGGAAAUGCUUUUAGAUGGUACUUUUCAAGUUCAAACAUUUGGUUUUCCACCAUUAGAAGAUAGAGAGAAGUCAACCUCAUUAUUCACAGGACUUGAUUAUUUUGGUGGUGGGACCCUUGCAAAAGAGGACACUAUUAGACUUGCAGAAAUGGAAUCAAGGGCAGUUAAUGAAAUGUUUGUCAUACUUUCUGACAUUUGGUUGGAUCAUGAGGAGACCAUGGCAAAGCUACAGAUUGUUCUAGAUGGUUAUGAAGAAGUUGAAGUGGUUCCUUCUCUUUUUGUGUUAAUGGGAAAUUUUUGUUCACAUCCAUUUAACCUUUCAUACAAUUCUUUCUCAAAUAUCAGAUUGAGUUUUGGUAAGCUUGGGGAACUGAUUGCAAAGCAUCCGAGGUUGAAAGAGCAGAGUAGAUUCCUUUUCAUUCCUGGACCUGAAGAUGCAGGUCCUUCAAGUGUUCUACCAAAGUGUGCAUUACCCAAAUACAUAACUGUAGAGCUUCAGAAGCACGUGCCAAAUGCCAUAUUUGCAAGCAAUCCAUGCAGAAUCAAGUUUUACACACAGGAAAUAGUAUUCUUCAGACAAGAUUUACUUUACAGAAUGAGAAGGAAUUGUCUGAUUCCUUCUUCAACAGAAGAAACAAGUGAACAUUUUGAGCAUCUUGUGGCUACAAUAACACAUCAAAGUCAUCUAUGCCCUCUUCCUUUAAGUGUUCAACCGAUUAUUUGGAAUUAUGAUCACUGUCUUCAUCUCUAUCCAACUCCACAUACGAUUGUAUUGGGUGAUAGUAGUGAACAAAAGGCAUUCAAGUACACGGGUAUUACUUGCUUUAAUCCGGGUUCUUUUGCAAAUGAUAGCACUUUUGUGGUAUAUCGGCCUUGCAAUCAAGAAGUUGAAUUAUCGGCUUUAGACACUUGA
Molecule: messenger RNA, 987 nt
Organism: Lactuca virosa
Lineage: Eukaryota; Viridiplantae; Streptophyta; Magnoliopsida; Asterales; Asteraceae
Source: the annotation of a GenBank genome assembly